AUGUCUGACCCCGUUGUUCUGCGUAGCAUCAAGAGAUUGGGAGAGGAUAACUGUGCUUUUGACUUGCAUGGCAAAAGUAACAGCUUCAGGAAAUCAGGGAAUUUCUAUACGUAUGAAGAACCUUUUAAAGAGAAGAAAAGUGAAAAGUCAUCAGAAGAGAAAGAAAAAAAUAUUCGUGUUGGCUUCUUUCAGCUGUUUCGAUUUUCUUCACCUACGGAAAUCUUAAUGAUGGCUGUUGGUAGUUUCUGUGCUAUUGUUCAUGGAGCAGCCCAGCCAGCUGUGUUGCUUGUGUUUGGUGCAAUGGCAGACACGUUUAUUGAAUAUGACAUUGAAAUGCAAGAGCUUAAAGACCCAGGCAAGACAUGUGUAAAUCACACCAUAGUGUGGAUUAAUGGUACUAUUCAUCAGAAUGAAAAGAACACCACAAUAAGAUGUGGGCUGCUGGAUAUUGAACAAGAAAUGACCAAGUUUGCAGGUUACUAUGGAGGAAUUGGUUGUGCCAUACUUGUGUUAGGCUACCUUCAAAUCUGCUUGUGGGUGAUGGCUGCAGCUCGUCAGAUACAGAAAAUCAGGAAAGCUUAUUUCAGGAAAGUAAUGCGAAUGGAUAUAGGCUGGUUUGACUGUACAUCUGUGGGAGAGCUGAACACCCGAAUUUCUGACGAUGUUAACAAAAUCAAUGAGGCUAUUGCUGACCAAGUAGCAGUCUUUAUUCAGCGCUUAACCACCUUUGUGUGUGGUUUCCUACUGGGAUUUGUCAGUGGCUGGAAAUUGACCUUGGUUAUCAUUGCAGUCAGCCCUCUGAUUGGGUUUGGAGCAGCUGUCUAUGGAUUGGCUGUGGCAAAACUAACAGGCCGAGAAUUAAAGGCUUAUGCAAAAGCUGGAGCUGUGGCUGAUGAAGUGCUCUCAUCCAUCAGAACAGUGGCUGCUUUUGGCGGGGAGAAGAGAGAAGUUGAAAGAUAUGAUAAAAAUCUGGUGUUUGCUCAGCACUGGGGAAUUCGAAAAGGAAUAGUACUGGGAUUAUUCACUGGUUAUAUGUGGUUUAUAAUUUUCCUGAGUUAUGCAUUAGCCUUUUGGUAUGGCUCUAAACUUGUCCUUGAAGAAGAAGAGUAUUCACCUGGCACUCUUCUGCAGGUUUUCUUUGGUGUUUUAGUAGGAGCUUUAAAUCUUGGUCAGGCAUCUCCCUGUCUGGAAGCCUUUGCCACUGGCCGUGGGGCUGCAGCAAACAUUUUUGAGACAAUAGAUAAAAAACCUGCCAUUGACUGCAUGUCAGAAGAUGGCUACAAGCUGGAUAAAGUACGAGGUGAAAUUGAAUUUCAUAAUGUAACAUUCCAUUAUCCCUCCAGACCAGACGUAAAGAUUUUGGAUAACCUUAAUAUGGUUAUUAAAGCAGGGGAGACAACAGCUUUUGUUGGAGCUAGUGGAGCCGGAAAAAGUACAACGAUUCAGCUCAUCCAGCGUUUCUAUGAUGUCACUGAUGGCAUGAUUACCCUGGAUGGCCAUGACAUUCGUUCCCUUAAUAUCCAAUGGCUACGCUCACAGAUUGGUAUUGUUGAACAAGAGCCAGUGCUGUUUGCCACCACAAUUGCAGAGAACAUUCGAUAUGGUAAGGAUGAUGCUACCAUGGAAGACAUAAUCAAAGCAGCCAAACAGGCCAAUGCUUACAAUUUCAUCAUGGACUUGCCACAGCAAUUUGACACUCAUGUUGGAGAGGGUGGAAGCCAGAUGAGUGGAGGUCAAAAACAGAGGAUAGCUAUUGCUCGAGCUCUUGUGAGAAACCCGAAAAUCCUGCUACUGGAUAUGGCUACGUCAGCACUUGAUAAUGAAAGUGAAGCUACUGUCCAAGAAGCACUUCAUAAGGCUCACCUUGGCCGCACAGCCAUCUCCAUAGCUCACCGUCUGUCAGCCAUCAAAGCUGCCGAUGUCAUCAUUGGCUUUGAGCAUGGAAGGGCUGUGGAGAGAGGAACUCAUGAGGAACUCUUGAAGAGGAAAGGGGUGUAUUUCAUGUUGGUGACCUUGCAAAGCAGUGGAAACACAGCACUUAACAGAGAAGCAACAGAAACAGGAAAUAAUGUGGUUGAGCCAAAUCUUGAGAAAGUGCAGUCAUUCAGCAGAGGAAGCUAUCGGGCCAGUUUGCGGGCUUCACUUCGGCAGCGCUCCAGAUCUCAGCUCUCUAAUGUGAUCCCUGACCCUCCAUUGUCCAUUGCAAGAGAUCAUGCAGAGACUAUGACACCUUCUUAUGGAGAAGAUGAUCUACAAGCGAAAAAGGAAUCUGUUGUGGAGGAAGAUGUCAAGCCUGUAUCAUUUACCAGAAUUUUGAAAUACAAUGCCUCUGAAUGGCCAUACAUGGUACUUGGAUCUCUGGCAGCAGCUGUGAAUGGAGCAGUCAGUCCACUCUAUGCUUUGUUAUUCAGUCAGAUUCUUGGGACCUUCUCCAUUCUCGAUGAAGAAGAACAGAGAGCCCAGAUCAAUGGUGCCUGCCUGCUCUUUGUCUUUGUUGGAGUUCUUUCCUUUUUCACACAGUUUCUACAGGGUUACACGUUUGCCAAGUCUGGUGAGCUGCUUACAAGACGGUUAAGAAAAAUUGGUUUCCAGUCUAUGCUGGGGCAAGACAUUGGCUGGUUUGACGACCGGAAGAACAGCCCUGGUGCUUUGACUACAAGACUUGCAACAGAUGCCUCACAGGUCCAAGGGGCAACUGGAUCGCAGAUAGGAAUGAUUGUCAAUUCUUUCACCAACAUUGGGGUGGCCUUGAUCAUUGCUUUCAUCUUCAGCUGGAAGCUGAGUUUAGUUAUACUGUGUUUCCUGCCAUUUUUGGCCUUAUCUGGAGCUGCGCAGGCUAAAAUGCUGACAGGAUUUGCUGCUCAGGACAAGAAAGCACUGGAAGCUACUGGACGGAUUUCCAGUGAAGCCCUCUCUAACAUCAGGACUGUAGCUGGGAUAGGCAAAGAGAAAAUGUUUGUCAACAAUUAUGAGAAGAACCUGGUUAUGCCCUACCGAGCUGCCGUCAAAAAAGCGCACGUUUAUGGACUCUGCUUUGGCUUUGCCCAGAGCAUCGUGUUCAUUGCCAACGCUGUCUCCUACAGAUACGGAGGGUUUCUAGUUGACACUGAAGGACUCCAUUACAGUUUUGUGUUCAGGGUGAUCUCUGCUAUCGUGACCAGUGGAACUGCUUUAGGAAGAGCUUCUUCCUAUACCCCAAACUAUGCCAAAGCCAAAACAUCUGCUGCACGCCUUUUCCAGCUGGUUGAUCGGCUUCCUAAAAUCAGUGUUUAUAGUGAAAAAGGGGAAAAAUGGGAUGAUUUCAAGGGAAGCAUUGAAUUUCUUAACUGUAAAUUCACAUACCCUUCUCGGCCUGAUACUCAGGUCCUGAAAGGACUCUCUGUAGCUGUUAAGCCUGGACAGACAUUGGCAUUUGUUGGAAGUAGUGGCUGUGGUAAAAGCACCAGUGUCCAGCUUCUGGAGCGGUUCUAUGACCCAGAGAAAGGACGUGUGUUAAUAGAUGGACACGACACCACGAAAAUAAAUGUGCAGUUUCUUCGAUCAAAAAUUGGAAUCGUGUCCCAGGAGCCUGUGCUGUUUGACUGCAGCAUUGCUGACAAUAUCAAAUAUGGCAGUACCGCCAAAGAAGUGACGAUGGAAAAAGUCAUAGAAGCGGCCCAGAAGGCUCAGCUGCAUGACUUUGUCAUGUCACUGCCUAAUAAAUACGAAACUAAUGUUGGGGCUCAAGGAUCCCAGCUGUCUCGUGGGCAAAAACAACGCAUUGCUAUAGCGAGGGCCAUCAUACGAGAUCCUAAGAUUUUACUACUGGAUGAAGCCACAUCUGCCUUGGACACAGAAAGUGAAAAGACUGUGCAGGAGGCACUGGAUAAGGCCAGAGAAGGGCGUACCUGCAUUGUCAUUGCCCACCGCCUGUCCACGAUCCAGAAUGCUGACAUCAUUGCUGUCAUGUCACAAGGAGCCGUCAUUGAAAGAGGCACUCACGAUGAACUGAUGGCCAUGCAAGGAGCUUACUACAAGCUUGUUACCACUGGAGCCCCAAUUAGCUAA
Molecule: messenger RNA, 4047 nt
Organism: Nestor notabilis (Kea)
Lineage: Eukaryota; Metazoa; Chordata; Aves; Psittaciformes; Psittacidae
Gene: ABCB11
Product: ATP-binding cassette, sub-family B (MDR/TAP), member 11
Exons: 28
Coding region: 1-4047 (1348 amino acids)
Biological process (GO): transmembrane transport
Cellular component (GO): membrane
Molecular function (GO): ATP hydrolysis activity; ATP binding; ABC-type transporter activity
Source: RefSeq, a predicted model, not a curated record